AUGACCAGUGGUCAUCUCGUUUCUCGUGCCAGCGACUAUAUCAUUUACAGUGUGGAAGCCAAGAAUAUCGACGCUGUUGUCAGAACGUUUGGUCCAUCUACCAAAUUGGGGGCUAUCGUCGGUGGCCAGACGUCCUGCAAGGCCCCUGAAAUUGCAGCAUUCGAGAAACACCUUCCCAAGGAUGUCAGCAUCGUCUCCUGCCACUCUCUUCACGGUCCCGGCGUCGAUCCCAAGGGACAGCCACUCGUUCUCAUCAAGCAUCGCGCCGAUGAUGCGGCUUUCGCCUUCGUGGAGGGCGUCCUCUCCUGCCUGAAUUCGAAGCAUGUCUACCUAACUGCGGAGCAGCAUGAUCGUAUAACCGCAGACACACAGGCCGUUACGCACGCUGCGUUCCUCAGCAUGGGCGCUGCGUGGUUGGCAAACAACCAAUUCCCAUGGGAGCUCCCUCGCUAUAUUGGCGGUAUUGAGAACGUCAAGAUCAACGUUACGUUACGUAUCUACUCCAACAAAUGGCAUGUGUACGCAGGUCUGGCCAUCCUCAACCCCGCCGCCCAGAAGCAAAUCAAGCAGUACGCCGAGUCUGUCACGGAGCUCUUCAAGCUAAUGCUUGCCGGACACAAGGAGGAGCUGAGGAACCGCAUCUACACUGCACGUAAAGCCGUCUUUGGCGGGGAUCGCAAACGCGACCUGCUGUUAGAAGACUCGGUAUUGGAUAGAUUCUCCCUUGGGGAUAUUCCCGAGACGCGGCUCAAGAAUAACCAUCUGAGUCUGCUGGCUAUGGUGGAUUGUUGGUGGAAGCUGGGUAUUGUGCCGUACGAUCAUAUGAUCUGUUCUACGCCGCUGUUUCGUAUGUGGCUCGGUAUUACGGAAUACCUCUUCCGUAACGAGGAGCUGCUCGAAGAAGUCAUCGAGACCGCUAUCAAGGACAACACGUUUCGCGCCGACGAUUUGGAAUUUACCUUCGCCGCCAGAGAUUGGAGUUCCCGCGUCAGCCUGGGUCAUUUCGAAGGGUACCGCGAGAAGUUCGAGAAGAUACAGGAAUAUUUUGCGCCUCGGUUCCCAGAGGCAACGCGCUUGGGCAAUGAGAUGAUUAAAACCAUUUUAGAGAAGACGAAGGAGUCGUGA
Westerdykella ornata is the source of this 1125-nucleotide messenger RNA. RefSeq names its product prephenate dehydrogenase. Gene Ontology annotation, biological process: L-tyrosine biosynthetic process. Lineage: Eukaryota; Fungi; Ascomycota; Dothideomycetes; Pleosporales; Sporormiaceae. The record is from RefSeq and is a predicted model, not a curated record. The coding region runs from base 1 to 1125 and encodes 374 amino acids. Gene Ontology annotation, molecular function: prephenate dehydrogenase (NAD+) activity; NAD+ binding; prephenate dehydrogenase (NADP+) activity. The transcript has 4 exons.